AGAAAAAAAACCUGAAGAGAGAGAACAAAGAAAUCAGAGUCUAUUUAAAGAGAAGUCGCCUCCCGGUCCUGCAGCCGUGUGACUCCCGGCGCUGCGCCCUGCACACACGCUCCUGCACACACACACACACACACACGCUCCUGCACACACACACGCUCCUGCACACACACACACACACACACACACACACGCUCCUGCACACACGCUCCUGCACACACACACUCCUGCCUCGCUGCCCCGUGCACCACCACCACGGCUCCGGUCCCGACGGACGGCGGCGGCCAGGAUGCGGACUUCGUCUUCCUCCUCUCUGCUCGUGUGCUGCUGCGUCCUGGCGCUGCAGUGCCUCCCGAGGAGCGCGGUGUGUCACCCGGCGCGGGGACCCGGCCGCUACGCCAAAGGGGCACCGGUCUCUGAGAAGUUCCCCGACCUGAAGAAGAGGGGAAAAGUUCCUCACGCUCAGGACUCGGUGAAGGAGGCGAGUCAGCCGAACAACACCAACUCCAACAUGUGGAACCGACCUCGCUGCGGCGUGCCGGACUACCCAGCCCAAAAGGGGGUACACCACCAUGGACAACACCGCCAGCGGCGCUUCGUCCUCUACGGGGGACGCUUGGACAAGACAGACCUCACCUACAGGAUCGUCCGGUUCCCGUGGCAGAUGGGCGAGGACAAGGUCCGACGCGUCUUCCAGGAAGCGCUGCAGAUCUGGAGCGACGUCACGCCGCUCACCUUCACCGAGGUCCACAGCGGGAAGGCCGACAUCCGCAUCGACUUCACCAGGUACUGGCACGGAGACAGCCUCCCGUUCGACGGCCCAGGCGGGAUCCUCGCUCACGCCUUCUUCCCCAGAACUCACCGACAGGGCGACGUUCACUUCGACUACGACGAGUCGUGGACGCUCGGAAACCACAUGGGUACUGACCUCCUCCAGGUCGCGGCCCACGAGUUCGGCCACGUCCUGGGCCUGCAGCACUCCCGCGAGCCGGGCGCCAUCAUGUCCGCUUACUACACCUUCUCCUACCCGCUGAGGCUGAGCGAGGACGACAAGCGAGGCAUCCAGUUCCUGUACGGAGCUCAUCCGCAGGUCCUGCCCUCGCCGCCGCCACCGCCGCCGCCUCCGCCGCCGCCGUCCCACCCCGAGACCAACGAGAUCCCCACGAACCCCGACGCCUGCCAGACGGACUUUGAUGCCGUGUCCAUGAUCCGCGGCGAGCUGUUCUUCUUCAAGUCGGGGUACGUGUGGCGGAUCAGGGACGGCCAUCUGGAGAGCGGCUACCCGGCGCUGGCGUCCCGUCACUGGAGGGGGAUUCCCGACAACAUCGACGCCGCCUUUGAAGACAAGUCGGGGAAUAUCUGGUUCUUUCAAGGCGACAGCUACUGGGUGUUCGAUGCCGAGAUGCAGGUCCGCGGGCCCGAGUCCAUCGGCAGUCUGGGCCUGUCGCUGUCCGGGGUCCAGGCGGCGCUGCGCUGGGGCCACGACUCCAACUACAACACCUACUUCUUCAAGUCGGGCAGCUACUGGAGGUUCAGCCCCCGCGAGCGGCGGGUGGAGUCGGCGUACCCGCGCAGCAUGCAGGACUGGAGCGGCAUCCCCGACGACGUGGACGCCGCCUUCAGGGACAUCUACGGCUACGCCCACUUCAUCCGCGGACGUCAGUACUGGAAGUUCGACCCGGUGGGCAUGAACUCUCUGGAGGGAUACCCUCGCUACAUCGGCAUGGACUUUUUCGGCUGUAGAAACGUGUGAGUCUUCUCGCGGAGAAUCAGAUGAACAGAUUCCAUUUUUUUCUUUCUUGUUGUUGACAAAUGAAGAGGAGUUUUUUUUUUUGGGAACAAAGACGUUUGUAUGCUCGGAUUCGAGGAGGAGGAGACGAGGACGAGACGACGUCCUUCAACAGAAAUUCUGUUUAUGCUUUACUACGUUUUUUUAUUGAUACUCAGAUCAACUCAGGAAAAACCCAGCGAUGUUUCCUCCGACGUGGCGACUCUCCCGUGCAGCUAUACUCAUAUUUAUUUUUGCACAGUUUGUCACGAGAUCUGCGUGGACGAGGCCGACGUGAGCGGCUCUCGCCUCUUCUCUUUUGAGGCCCGAGGUCGGGAGUUCUCUUGGUUCUCAAGACGGCACCGGUGCAGACGCUCUUCACUUCCUGUGUGCCGGGUGUUUUCUAUUCCAGAUGUUUCUGUUUCUUUUAAAUCUCGGCUGGACGCUGCUGAUCCUCCGGCGUUUUGAAGAGCGAACACGAGCCGCGGAGAGUUCACUCAAAUGUUCUAAUGCUGUAACUUUAGACGCACAUAUGAACCAUGUUGCUCUUUUCAUCGUGUGACCACACAUGCAACUGAUUUUCCCUCACGCCGACCGUGAACCAGAGUUUUGCAUCACACAAAAUAAAUUACAUAUUUUUUUCUGUGACACAGUCGUAAACUUUGAUGGAGCUCGAUGGACGUUCUAAAGGACUCUGGGCUUUUCUUGCCCUGAAGUCGAGUCUGUCAGGCCGCCGCCUGUAGGGAAGUCGAUCUGAACCACAUUUACAGAAAACCUGCAAAAAAUAAAAGUACAAAUUAAUGUUUGGUGCGCUCACAUAAAUGUUCAACAGUCACAGAAGAAGAGGGAACAGGAAGAUGAGGAAGCUAAAGUCUCGUCAUCGCUCCACGCAGGUUUUUAAAUUUCACGCGUCAGUUUCUCGACCAGGCGUAUGAAAAAGGUUUUCACCAAUCUACUUUUCUUCAUUGACAAAACAAAAGAUUAUUUUUUCAAAGUCAGUUUCCACGUGGGAAGAAAAAAGAGAAACGUAACUGUGUCACUGUGUCUUGACGUCGCUCCUCCGACACGAGGUCACGGUCGAGUCGCCGUCACGCGUCCGUCUGCAGGAACCAGCUCCAGGGCGCCAUCUAGAGGCCGACACGUCACCCUGCAGGAGGAGACGACCUCAUGUCUCUCUCUCUCUCUCUCUCUCUGUCUUUGCUUUUCUAAAUAAAACAUGGUGCUGCGUUCAGGGACGAUCGGUGUAACGUUCAGGGACGAUGUUCGCUCACAGACAGACUGUCACUUCGAUAAAGUAACUUUUACAAGUAUUACUCCAGUUUCUUCUACUUUUAUACUUCUAAUCUACUACGUUUCGGAGACGAGAUAUUUUUGGGCUGCAACUUUAACAGAUUAAUUAAUCUGCCAGGUAUAUUAUUAUUUUUGAUGAUUCGUUCUUUUAAAUGGUAGAAAAUGGCAAAAGAAAUGCUUGUUUGUAAUUUCGACCUUGUUUUGUCUAAUGAGAAUCCAAAGAUUCUCAGUUCACUGUCACGUGUUGGAACAUUUGGAAACUAUAAAUAUUAAAUAUUUUUGCAUUUUUGCUUAAAUAAAAAAAAAGAUAUAUAUUAAAUAAAUAAUAAAUAUUUUUGCAGCUCAAAAAUCUUCUACUUUUUUUUUCUCUCAAACUUUCAUUUGACAGGUAUAAUCAUUUCUAAAAUUAGACAUAGACAUAAAAACAUGAUUUAAAGAUACAAUACAUUAUUAAGAAUGAACGCCGUCCCAAACAGUUACUCAUUUUAUAUAAACUAUAAACUAAACUAUAGUUAGUUCACAACAAAUAUAUAAACAUACCUGGAUCUUUCCAGGAUUCAUCACUGUAAACAAUUUACUUUCAUGUUUCUAGUUAUUGAGUUCAGUAUUUAGAAGUAAUAUUUGGCUUGUGAACUCUUACACAUAAACUUUCACAUGAUUUCAUUUAAAAAAGACCAAAGACUAAAACAUUUGAAAUAAAAAUAUAAAACUAAUAUCAUUUUGUCUCACGAACACAGUAACUCUAUUGUAAAGUAGUUGAAACGAGCUCCACAUCCAGGAGCUUCAGCAGGAAACAGCUUCUGAUCCAUCGACAAUUUGAUCAUUUUAAAAUAUGAUGAUGAUAAACUAUGUAGAAAAUUCAAGACUUUCACAUGUAGUUCAAUAUUUUCACCUUAUUGUUUCAGGACUUUUACUCACGUGAAGUAUCUGAAGUCAAAUGACCUCACGGCCGUCGCGACCUCUUUGUGGGGUCGUGACCCGCAGGUUGAGAACCGCUGUUUCUUCCUCUUCCUCUUCCUCUUCCUCUUCCUCGUUGGUUUGUUCAGUGCAGGACACUGACGAGUCAUUUCACUUUCACUUGUUUUAGAUGAUGUUGUUGUUUCUGUAGUUGUUGUUUUUAUUGUUUGAAUCAUUUUCUACAAACUCAUUUCAAGUGUUAAUCGGUGCAAAAAAAUAUUUAUACGCAAUCGACUCAGCAAAGGUUUUUUUUUCUUGUACAUACGUGUCUUUGAUUAUUAUUUUUUUUCUUACUCAUUUGUAGCCUUGAGCUUGUACAUUGAAAUAUAUGAACUGCAUAUUGUUUCUUUCUAAUAAAACAUAAUCUUUGUACCAAACUCUGCAGCAUGUGGUGAGAGACCGAAACCCAGUCGCCUCAA
Scophthalmus maximus (turbot) is the source of this 4431-nucleotide messenger RNA. It is a transcript of the gene mmp11a, whose product is annotated as matrix metallopeptidase 11a. Bases 287 to 1750 code for a protein of 487 amino acids. Gene Ontology annotation, molecular function: zinc ion binding; metalloendopeptidase activity. The transcript is spliced from 8 exons. Lineage: Eukaryota; Metazoa; Chordata; Actinopteri; Pleuronectiformes; Scophthalmidae. Gene Ontology annotation, cellular component: extracellular matrix. Gene Ontology annotation, biological process: collagen catabolic process; extracellular matrix organization; proteolysis. The record is from RefSeq and is a predicted model, not a curated record.